Messenger RNA from Ostrea edulis (European flat oyster), 502 nucleotides. RefSeq lists its product as uncharacterized. NCBI's taxonomy places the organism in Eukaryota, Metazoa, Mollusca, Bivalvia, Ostreida, Ostreidae. The record is from RefSeq and is a predicted model, not a curated record. The transcript is spliced from 4 exons. Gene Ontology annotation, molecular function: carbohydrate binding. The coding region runs from base 74 to 409 and encodes 111 amino acids.
CAAAACGUCAAUAACGAACAGACUGUGCAUCCGUAUAAAGCAGGAGAAUGAAGUUCUCUUCUCAUCUGCUAAAAUGAAGGUGAUAUAUCUAGUUCUAUGUCUCUUUCUCUUACUACAAGAUAGUGGAGCGUGGUUAUGGGGAUCCAGCAAAAUGACAUUUUCUGUAUGUAACGGCCAAAAUAUGAAUUUACGAUGUAUGUCCGGCCAAGUCAUCAAAAUACGCCAUGCCACCUACGGAUGUACAUGGAGUGGCUUUUGUUGUAAAAAUAAAACAGCAAAGAAGAUCGCCGAGCAACACUGCAACAAAAAGGCAUACUGUAGACUGAGAGCAAGCGACAGAAUCUUUGGCAGUCAUUGCCGCGGAUCAUCUAACUGCCUAACUGUAACUUUUUCUUGUAACAACAAAUGAUGAUUUGACAAACGUAAUUUGAAGAAAGUGGAGAACUAAUACAUGGCAAGAAGUUAAAUGGACUCUCAUCACUUCAAUAAAAUUAUUAAGAUA